Molecule: messenger RNA, 2558 nt
Organism: Seminavis robusta
Lineage: Eukaryota; Bacillariophyta; Bacillariophyceae; Naviculales; Naviculaceae
Source: the annotation of a GenBank genome assembly
CUAGCUGGAGUAUUUAUUUGGGCAUAACUGUGUAUGUGCUAUUGUGCUGCUUCGUAGAGUCUAUUGCCCAUGUCAGUGCAGCUGGUACAGGAAACGUAGUAUCUCCCGGCCCCACACUGGACCGAGACUACAUCAAGGCAAACAGCAUGCCGACUCUUCGAACAACACCGGGCCACACAGCUGGACUAAAAAAUCCAGGACCUAUAGUACGUCUGUUCCAUCUCCUGGUCUAUGCAUCCUCAUCAGGCUACCCUACUAGUCUAGUCCAUCUCCAGGCCCCACGCAAACCUGGACCACCACCUCCUGGACCUGACCAACAUCAAAGAGCUCAUUCCGGGCAUUUCGCAUUUCGCCCAGCACGUCCGUCGAAAGGCACAGUAAAUCCGUGACUGAGACUUCAACCAGGACUGCAAGAGAUCCAUCACUGCCAACUGCCGACACAUCUACUAGUAACACAAUCCAUACUGAACGACGGGACCAUGGUUGUUGUGGUUGGUGCUGGGAUCACAGGAGCGGCAACGGCGUACUACCUCUCUAGAGCUGGUGUUUCGCCAGUUACAGUGAUCGAUUCCGUGGGAAUCGCUACCUGCAGUAAGGCGGCAGCAUUUUUGUCGGAAUCUUGGGGAGACAGGACCAAAACCGAAAAGCUGCAUCGUACAUCCUUCCGUUUACACUUGGAUUUAGCAGAGGAGCUUGGCUUGAAAAGCUUUCGUCAAAUUCCAACUUAUCACAAAACAGAUCUUGAAUGUGAUGAUGAGAAUCUGUGGUCCUCCCAUGCUAAGGAAGGACGUCAUGCCUUGGUGGAUCCAAAGGAAUUAGUGUCGGCGCUGAUGGAUGCAGCACAAGAACGAGGAACUUCCAUGGAGAUCCAGACUUUGUCAGGCCUGGAAAUGGAAGGGAGCACUGCGACUGGCAUUUGUUUUCAAGAUGGCGGCAAGCGCGAUCUUGACGAAGAAGAAGCCAUUGUGCUUUGCAUUGGGCCAUGGGCGUCUCGUUUGGAGGAUUGGAUAGGCACGCCAAUGCCCAUUGAUGGAGUGCUUUCCACAUCCUUGGUGUGGCAAGACCUUUGCUUGUGGGAUGAUCCAAAAGCCAUGUUCUGCGAAGAAGACAUGAAUGGGUGUCAUUUAGAAAUGUUUCAGAGAGUGGACAAAUCUAUCUACGUGUCCGGUCUGGGCAAUUCCAAACCACUCAAGGCAUCCUACUUUCGAGGCAAAGAUCGGCCAUUUCCCGGAGAGGAAGUCCCUUCGCGGUGCGACGCUGCACUGAGAAGUCUCCAAGCCUUUUCUGCUAUAAAUCGACCUCCGGAUGACAUUAGAGCCUGCGUCCGACCCCAAUCGCCGGAUGGCGUUCCGGUUGUGGGCAAAAUGGGUGGCAGUAGUAACGUUUAUGUGGCAUCGGGAGGGGGACAAUGGGGAAUAACUUGGGGGCCCUUACUUGGUCUAAUGGUCACCAACAUGAUCUGUGAAAAGGACCCUCCCCUGUCUCCUAUGUCUGCGUACAGUCCAGCUCGGUUUGAUACACUUGUGCAGCGGACAAUAAUGAAUGGACGAAGCAAGGAAGCCUGGCCAUGACAUGACAUCCCAUGACUCGACACACCAUCAUGACAUGACAUGGCACAGUGCCGUAUGUCAUACUAUGCCUGGCAGUUUGAACGAUAGGAAUGAUUACAAGUAGAGGUUCGCCUUCAGGACCGGGUUUCGGCGGGCUACAAACACCGAAUGCCCUCGUUACCUCCCGUAACUUGAGUUAGCUUGCAAAGCCAGCGUCCUUGGCCCUACAGUCCAGUGCCUGCAUCACAUUCGAAAGAAUCUUGCUUGAUACAAGAAAGGGGGUACAGUUCAUUUGUACUCAGAUUUGAGCAAAAAUUUUGUAUGGUUAGAAUGAGUUCGCUAGUUUGGUAAAGAAAUUUGGCUGGCCCGUAAGAAAAACUGCCAGUAUCAGUCUGAAACUGGUUCAAAACCCAACCCAAUAGGCAACUUUUUCUAUGCCUCAUGGCACAGGAGAGGUUUUCACGGCGUCUGCAGUUCCUAACUUGGGAGGAGUAACAGCAUUUGCUUGAUCAUCCAUGGUGCCAACAAAUCUGAGAGGAUGUCCUGCCAGCCAUACCUUGAUUUGCGGUUGACAGAAUAAGAGCCUGCUCUAUUGAGAUCUACUAGCUAGUACACUGAUAGCCAGGCCUAGCUAGGUCUGGCCAGGCUGGAUAAUCUCGCAGCUACCAGGUAGCUAGCAGCCAGCUAAGAUCGUACCGUACCAGAUAAGAGAAACUGAGUGUGGGGGAAGAGAUGGGGAACCCAAAACCCUGUAGUAAAAAUAAACAAGAGCUUUCUUAUAAGUAAGUUUGGAGGUUUGUAAGUUUGUUGCAUCUUGGUAGUGGUACGAAGUCGGUACCACGAAGUCGGUACCACAUGUACUAGCUAGAAGUAGUAGUUAUUGCUCCUAAUGCCUAAAACCCCAGACGUUACUGUUCUCUUUUCACUCGGAGUAGUGAAACUAUAAGUCAACCAGAUUCAGACCUACGUGGGCAAAACCACGUCGCCUUUGUUCCUUAUGGAUACGUG